CCCCGACCUCGAGAGUGACACCGAGGAGCAGGAGGUGGAGGCGCAGCCGGUGGGGGAGCCGAUCAGGUUCUCGGGAAAAGGGAGAGGGAGGCGAAGUCAUUUCGACUCCUUCGAGUACGAUGGUAUUCAGUAUCAGCUGGUUAGGUCGUGCCGAGAUUUUAGAAACAGAGGUGCUACAACAAUCAUUGAGAAUGAUAACUGACAGAUGGAUUUUUAUCACGCAAUCACAUUUGGUUAUUUCAAUUGUUGGUAUGUGGGAGACCGACCAGUGCUGUAAAUCUAGAUGUGAAGCUGUGUACCAUUUUUGGAGUUGCAACUCACACUCACCUGAGGUGACUCAAACUCCUAGCCUAUUGGUUGGAGGAAAACAUUUUACCAAUUGAGCUGUGCUUUGUCACCGUGAAGUUAGUUGUGUACCAUUAUGCCAUAGUUAUUUUACUCAUUUGUGAUAAUUAUGUGAUGACCUGUAAAAUAUGACUUGUAUGACGUGCCAUUUGUAUCAACUAUUAGCUUGUUUCUGUUUCCAUUUGUGAUUUUGAGAAAUGAGGAUACAUCUCCCUUCGUUUCUCUUUAAUUAUGUCUCUCAGAUGGCUAGUUUUCCUCCCAUGUGCCGUCUUCUGUUCUUUGGUGGGAGUUGACGAGAAUGGAUACAUGCAUGCAUGCUAUAUUCAAACUGUUGUAAUCUUAUUUCUGCAGGAGGAUCCAGUGCUUUUGGUCCCUGAGAAAGGAAAUCAGAAGCCUUAUGUUGCCAUUAUAAAGGAUAUUACUCAAAAACAGGAUGGGAGGAGCAUGAUGGUUACCGGGCAGUGGUUCUAUAGACCAGAGGAGGCCGAAAAAAAAACUGGGGGGAAUUGGCAAUCACAAGACACUAGGGAACUGUUCUAUAGUUUCCACAGAGAUGAAGUGCCUGCAGAAUCUGUCAUGCACAAAUGUGUUGUGCACUUUAUACCUCGAAAUAAGCGAAUUCCUGACCGCAAAGAACACCCUGGUUUUAUUGUGCAAAAGGUAUAUGACACUGAGCAGAGGAGGCUCUUUAAGUUAACUGAUAAAGACUAUGAAGAUAACAAGCAACACGAGAUUGAUCUCCUUGUUCAGAAGACUUAUGCACGACUUGGAGAAAUACCUGACAUUGAGCCUGAGGAUGCUAAUAUGGAUCAAGAAGACCAAACUAAGAAUAGGCGACUUUUAAGGAAGAAGAAUGUUUCACCUUUGGAUGUUUCCAGGGAAGAUGAAGGAAACAAAUCUUUUUCUCUCAAAGCAGAAACUCCUGGAACUGCUCCUGCUGGUGCAACAGAAUAUUACUCCAUUCUGUCAAAACUUAAGAUGUUGACUGGGGAAACACAGCGUGAUAAGUGGCUGGAAAAGCUUCUUCAGUCAAUUCAGUUCAUGUGCACUCCAGCAGACGGUAAGCAGAACAAUGAGGAACAAGGUGGGAUCAAGAAUGGUGGCCCAGAUCAGAGCAAUGAAGUCCCGAAUAAGGGUGAUGUAUCAUUUGACUGGCCUGAUGCUGCUGUUGCGUCUGUGGCUGCUCUUGAGAAAGCGGCACAUGAAGCACUCUCUGCAGAUUUCCAGAAGUAUAACCAAAAGAUGCGUCAAUUAGCAUUCAAUCUUAAGCAUGUUGUACUGGCACGGCGUCUUCUGAGCAAGGAGCUGGAACCUGCACAAAUACUUAAUAUGUCACCUAAUGAGUUGAAGGAGGGUUUAACAGCAGAAGAAAUUGCUAGGAGAGAACCAGAGGAGACGGGGCGCAUGCAGAUGACGGAUGCUCGUUGUAGAAGAUGCUCGGCAAAGCAAGUGGGUUUGACUGAUAUUAUUCAGACUGGGCAUGGUGACCGCUAUCAGUUGGAAUGCGUUUCUUGCGGUAACACUUGGUAUGCUUCGAGAGACGAUGCUGCUACAUUGACCAUAGAAGGGCCUAACUCGGGCAAGGCUGUUGUUGGUACUGCACCAUUGGCUACUGCCAAGUUUGAAGAUGUCGAGAAGGCUUUGGUUAGCCCGCAUGCAGCUGAGGAAGGGAUGGGCGAUGUGCUGAAGAAAACCACGGAAGCAUUUGUUCCAGUGUUGGAAACUCAGCGAUCGUUCAAGGAAAGUCCUGCAACCAACAAGGCCAAGUAAAAUGCAUGUUGUACAUCCUCUAGUUGCUAGUAUUUUGGCCGAAUUUGUUUUUUUGUAUAAGGUCUAGUUGCGCGCGCGUAUAUACAUUGAUAUAUCCAUAACAUAGGGAUGUAUUACCUAUUAACUGCUAAUGAUUUUGUAUCUAGAUGAAGAAAAUGAUAGAGAAGACUGUAAGGUGACACUUUAACCGGAUUUUUACACUUUCAUAUGCUAAUCAUAAUUGAGAGUUGAGACCCUA
This is a messenger RNA of Salvia splendens (bonfire salvia), 2353 nucleotides long. RefSeq lists its product as uncharacterized. The record is from RefSeq and is a predicted model, not a curated record. The transcript is spliced from 9 exons. The coding region runs from base 577 to 2115 and encodes 512 amino acids. NCBI's taxonomy places the organism in Eukaryota, Viridiplantae, Streptophyta, Magnoliopsida, Lamiales, Lamiaceae. Gene Ontology annotation, molecular function: chromatin binding. Gene Ontology annotation, biological process: DNA-templated transcription.